UCAGAAAUAAUCAUAUCCCGUGAAAUUUUGAUCCUACUGAGAGGACGACGCACUUUACUUUGACACUACAAACACGCGUAAUGCUCCUUUUGGUUUGGUGGAGGAUAGAAACCACCAUUCUUAGGACCUCCUCUGUCUGAAUCUUAUUGAUUGAAGCAGAAACCAUUGAGAUAUGAGCAUUAACGAUCAUAUCUCACAUCAGACGAAGAAACAGAGGAAAACCAAUUAUUCACUGGCUUAAAUUCUCCAAUACCCAGAUUUUGCUGCCUAUUUGAUCCACGAGAUUGGUGAAGGAAAACAAGUCCUUAUACAAUGUGGUGUGCAAGAGAUUCUUUAAGAUAGUAGAAUGGAAAAGAAACUGGAAGAAGAUGACCAUGAGGCAGGUCCAGUUCCUGCACUGAGAUUGGACAGAUUUGGUUUUUUAAAGCAGGAACUUUCUCCUCAAGGUUUAACCAAGGGCAGGUCAGCCUAUGAAUAUGAGAGAGAGGAAAGAAGGGUUAGAAAAUGGAGGAAAAUGAUUGGUGUGGGAGGGAGUGAUUGGAAACACUAUAUUAGGAGAAAACCUCAUGUUGUUAAAAGGAGAAUAAGGAAAGGAAUCCCUGAUUGUUUAAGGGGUCUGGUGUGGCAGUUGAUCUCUGGCAGUCGAGACCUGCUGCUGAUGAACCCUGGAGUUUAUGAGCAAUUAGUAAUUUAUGAGACAUCAGCUUCAGAGCUGGAUAUAAUUCGAGAUAUAUCCCGUACCUUCCCUUCACAUGUUUUCUUCCAGCAGCGACAUGGUCCUGGUCAAAGGUCCCUCUACAAUGUUUUGAAGGCAUACUCUGUCUUUGACAGAGAAGUUGGAUAUGUUCAGGGAAUGGGGUUUCUGGCUGGUCUAUUGCUUCUUUAUAUGAGUGAAGAGGAUGCAUUUUGGUUAUUAGUCGCAUUACUCAAAGGAGCAGUCCAUGCACCAAUGGAAGGUUUAUAUCAGGUAGGGCUACCACUAGUACAACAAUACCUUUUUCAGUUUGACCAGUUAGUAAAGGAGCACUUGCCAAAGAUGGGAGAGCAUUUUACUCAAGAGAUGAUAAAUCCUAGCAUGUAUGCAAGCCAGUGGUUCAUAACCGUUUUCUCCUAUUCUUUCCCAUUCCAUUUGGCUCUUCGAAUUUGGGAUGUCUUUCUCUACGAGGGUGUUAGAAUUGUUUUCAAAGUUGGUUUAGCCUUAUUAAAGUAUUGUCAUGACGACUUGAUAAAAUUACCCUUUGAAAAACUUAUUCAUGCUUUGCGUAACUUCCCUGAUGAUGCAAUGAAUCCAGAUACAUUACUUCCAAUGGCUUACUCAAUCAAGGUAUCCAGGGGUUUGGAGGAAACAAGGCAGGAGUAUGAGAAGAAGAAUAGAAAGAUCAAUCAGUCUACAGAGAAUGAGAAACAGUUGCAAUGAAGGUUCUGCUCAUCUGAUGGGAGCUAUGCUGAUUCUGAUUAACUUGUCAUUCUUUAGUUUUAGGACAUCGCAGCAAUAACCAAAAGAAUAGCACUGAUAACAUUUGUCAUCAUAGUAGAUGUUUAUGAACUCCCCUAUUCCCUGUUACAAACCCAAAAUCUUAGAUGUAAAUAUAUAUUAACAUUGCUAAAGUUGCCAACUUCUGAAAUAGGAGGCCUCAAGCCCCUUAACAUCC
Messenger RNA from Prunus dulcis (almond), 1652 nucleotides. RefSeq names its product EVI5-like protein. The transcript is spliced from 9 exons. Bases 347 to 1417 code for a protein of 356 amino acids. NCBI's taxonomy places the organism in Eukaryota, Viridiplantae, Streptophyta, Magnoliopsida, Rosales, Rosaceae. The record is from RefSeq and is a predicted model, not a curated record.